Messenger RNA from Haliaeetus leucocephalus (bald eagle), 2124 nucleotides. It is a transcript of the gene SMO, whose product is annotated as smoothened, frizzled class receptor. Gene Ontology annotation, molecular function: patched binding; transmembrane signaling receptor activity. Gene Ontology annotation, biological process: commissural neuron axon guidance; central nervous system development; smoothened signaling pathway. The record is from RefSeq and is a predicted model, not a curated record. The transcript is spliced from 11 exons. NCBI's taxonomy places the organism in Eukaryota, Metazoa, Chordata, Aves, Accipitriformes, Accipitridae. The coding region runs from base 52 to 2124 and encodes 690 amino acids. Gene Ontology annotation, cellular component: cilium; dendrite; plasma membrane.
AAUGCCCCACGCUGCUGGGACGUCAUCCAGCCCCUGCUCUGCGCCGUCUACAUGCCCAAGUGCGAGGACGGCCAGGUGGAGCUGCCCAGCCAGACCCUCUGCCAGGCCACCCGUGCGCCCUGUACCAUCGUGGAGCGUGAGCGUGGCUGGCCCGACUUCCUCAAGUGCACGCCUGACCGCUUCCCUGAGGGAUGCCCGAAUGAGGUGCAGAACAUCAAGUUCAACAGCUCGGGGCAGUGCGAGGCGCCGCUGGUGCGGACGGACAACCCCAAGAGUUGGUACGAGGAUGUGGAGGGUUGUGGCAUCCAGUGCCAGAAUCCGCUUUUCACCGAGAAGGAGCACCGUGAGAUGCACGUCUACAUUGCUGCCUUCAGCUCCGUCACCAUCUUCUGUACCUUCUUCACCCUGGCCACAUUCGUUGCCGACUGGAGGAACUCCAACCGUUACCCCGCUGUCAUCCUCUUCUACGUCAACGCCUGCUUCUUCGUGGGCAGCAUCGGCUGGUUGGCACAGUUCAUGGAUGGCGCCCGUGACGAGAUCGUGUGCCGGGCCGAUGGCACCAUGCGGCUGGGGGAACCCACCUCCAAUGAGACACUCUCCUGUGUCAUCAUCUUCGUCAUCGUCUACUACUCGCUGAUGUCGGGUGUCAUCUGGUUCGUCAUGCUGACCUACGCCUGGCACACCUCCUUCAAGGCGCUGGGUACUACCUACCAGCCACUGCUGGGCAAGACUUCCUACUUCCACCUCAUCACCUGGUCCAUCCCCUUCGUCCUCACUGUAGCCAUCCUGGCUGUGGCGCAGGUGGAUGGUGACUCCGUCAGCGGCAUCUGCUUCGUGGGGUACAAGAACUACCGCUACCGGGCUGGCUUUGUCCUGGCUCCCAUUGGGCUCGUCCUCAUCGUGGGGGGCUAUUUCCUCAUCCGGGGUGUCAUGACGCUCUUCUCCAUCAAGAGCAACCACCCCGGGCUGCUGAGUGAGAAGGCGGCCAGCAAGAUCAACGAGACCAUGCUGCGGCUGGGCAUCUUCGGCUUCUUGGCCUUCGGCUUCGUCUUCAUCACUUUUGGCUGCCACUUCUAUGACUUCUUCAACCAGGCGGAGUGGGAGCGCAGCUUUCGGGAAUACGUCCUGUGCGAGGCCAACGUGACCAUUGCCACGCAGACCAACAAGCCCAUCCCGGACUGCGAGAUCAAGAACCGGCCGAGCUUGCUGGUGGAGAAGAUCAACCUCUUCGCCAUGUUCGGCACUGGGGUCUCCAUGAGCACCUGGGUCUGGACCAAGGCCACCCUGCUCAUCUGGAAGCGCACCUGGUGCAGGCUGACGGGGCAGAGUGACGACCAGCCCAAGAGGAUCAAGAAGAGCAAGAUGAUCGCGAAGGCCUUCUCCAAGCGCAAGGAGCUGCUGCGUGACCCGGGCCAGGAGUUGUCCUUCAGCAUGCACACUGUCUCGCACGACGGCCCCGUGGCCGGUUUAGCAUUCGACAUCAACGAGCCGUCGGCCGACGUGUCCUCAGCGUGGGCCCAGCAUGUCACCAAGAUGGUGGCCAGGAGAGGAGCUAUUCUUCCCCAGGACAUCUCUGUGACACCCGUGGCGACGCCUGUGCCGCCAGAGGAGAGGGCCAAUCUCUGGGUGGUGGAGGCUGACGUCUCCCCCGAGCUGCAGAAGCGCAGCAGCCGCAAGAAGAAGCGGAGGAAGAAGAAGAAGGAGGUGUGCCCAGGCACCGAGCACUGCCUGGGGGGUUCUGCAGCCCCCCUGGCCCCCAGCGCCGUCCCUCGCCUGCCCCGGCUGCCCCCCCAGCCCUGCCUGGUUGCCUUCGCCCCUGACAUCCUCCCAGGGCUCCCGCCCGGCCAGUCUGAAGCCACCUUCACUGGGGGGCCGUGGGAUGGCUGCCGCAGACCCAAUGUCUUCCACCUCAUCAGCAACCCUUUCUGCCCCGAGAGCGGGUCCCCCGACGAGGAGAGCCCCGGCCCCAGCAGCGGGUGCCGGCAGCACAACGGGGGUCCGCUCUGGCCCCCUGACCCCGGCACCCUGCCCAGGACUCAGGGCCGACGGGCCGGCUUGGCCCCCAUCCACUCUCGGACCAACCUGGUGGACGCGGAGCUGCUGGACGCUGAUUCAGACUUUUAA